AUGAAGCCAUAUCAGGCCCUCUCUCUUCUUGCCUGCGUGGCCCCGGCCGCUGCCCAGGGUGUCACGGCCAAGAUCGCCCCCGAAGCCAAGGCCCCCGCGGGAUUGCCCCGAUUUGAGAUAUCAAUCUUGGAGCUCGGCAACCCGACCAAGAGAAGCGAGCAGGCCCGCCAGUGCCAUGGCGAAGGCACUCUCGUUUCCCAGCUUGUGGAUGGUGUGUUGACUGACGCCCACGGAGGGACCGGAUACAUUGCCUCGAAUUUCCAGUUCCAGUUUGACGGCCCUCCUCAGGCCGGUGCCAUCUACACGGCUGGCUUCUCGGUGUGCAACAAUAGCUCUUUGGCGUUCGGCGGGUCCACUGUCUUCUACCAGUGCCGCUCUGGUGACUUCCAAAACCUUUAUGACCGCUGGUGGGCUGAGCAGUGCAGUCCCGCAGAGAUCUUGGUGAUCCCUUGCGGUGACAGCCACCAGGACGCUGCAAUCAACGGGGUCGUCGUCGGGACCACAGUCCUACCCACGACAGUGAUUAUCCCACAGAGUGAUGGAGAGGGGAAGGCUGUUGUUACCACGGCAGCUGUUCCGCUGUGCUCGGUUGGCCAGAUCGGAGAUGGGCAAAUCCAAGGACACCCGACCCUCUGUUCCGAAUUUGAGUUCCCCACGCCACAAACGGACCUGGUACCUGUAUCUGAAUACGCCGAUGGUCAGAUCCAGGUGACACCUCCUGCCCCGGGUACACCUGGGAAGCCCUCCAAGUCGCAACCCACGCCCUCUAACUCGGUUCCCAACAUCUUCCUGACGACUACUCCUGCUUCCGGAUCCCCGCCGGCUCAGACGACCGUGGUUCCUCCCGGGGGCGUUGUCGUUGUCAGCUUUUCCAAGCCGCCCAAGCCCAGCGUCGUGGUCACCAACGAUGCCGGCCGCCGCUGGCUGUCUAGCAUCAACGGAUACAUGGGUAUUGUGAUGGGCGUUGUCGGUGGCAUCCGGUUCAUCUGAGCAUAGGUCCCGGCAGAGUGAGCUAUUGGGUUAGGGGUUGAUAGUUAGUGUUGAUGUGGAGGGUGUGUGUUGAUUUCGGCCAACAAGGUUAUUGAUUUGCAUUGAUUUGGGCAACGGUACUAUUGUGCUUUCACGAAUGGCUCCCAAAGACCAUGCAUCUGCGACAGCAGUGGGUGCACACCAACGGACUGUUCGGGGGAGUUUUUGGAGUCUCGGGGUAUAGAGCGAUAAAAUGAGGAAGUGUAUGGAUGAUAGGGAGACGCGUGACACCAGUGGUUGCGACGUCGUGGUUAGUAAUGACGGUGACGGAUGAAAUAAGCGAGCACAUUUAACAGGUUUUGGGCCCAACAUUGUCGUU
Molecule: messenger RNA, 1348 nt
Organism: Neurospora tetraspora
Lineage: Eukaryota; Fungi; Ascomycota; Sordariomycetes; Sordariales; Sordariaceae
Exons: 4
Coding region: 1-990 (329 amino acids)
Biological process (GO): fungal-type cell wall organization
Cellular component (GO): fungal-type cell wall
Molecular function (GO): structural constituent of cell wall
Source: RefSeq, a predicted model, not a curated record